AUGGAAACAGAGGUCGCCCAGACACCAUAUCGCCAAAUCAGAGCACUCUACGAUGAGACCUACAUCACCGUCUACCAAGCCUACAAGACCUCCAUCGCCGAGGCGGCAGUAGCGAACCAGAAGCUCAACGCCUCGCCGGAAUUCAAACCCGGCCGCAUGACCUGGGUCAAGCCAAGCUGGAGCUGGAUGAUGUACAGGGCCGGCUACUCGUACAAGGACGAUCGCCAAAGCCGCAUCCUCGCCAUCAAGAUGAAGCACCAGGACUUCAUCGGUCUGCUGGAGAGAGGGGUCCUCUCCACGCACGUGCAGCCCUCCCAGAGUAACACGGGCGGGCCGCGCCAAAAGACCAGUGAUGUCAGGAUCCAGUGGGAUCCUGAACGGACGCCUGCGCUGGAUGUCUUGCCGUACCGGAGCAUCCAGAUCGGCAUUCCGGGCGCCUUGAGCGAUACCUGGGCCCGGGAAUGGAUUGCCGGCAUUGAGGAUGUGACUGACAAGGCGCGGGAGCUGAAAAGGGUGUUGAACGAGGAGCCAGAUAUCUCAACUGAGCAGCUUGUUGCCCGUGGACUUGUUCCUGAGGAGCGGCCGUUUGUUAUUCCCCAGAGUGUUCAAGAGAAGCUGAGGAUGAUAGAGCCUGGCCAGGACAAGGCUAGCGAGGAGGCUUGA
Messenger RNA from Clonostachys byssicola, 663 nucleotides. NCBI's taxonomy places the organism in Eukaryota, Fungi, Ascomycota, Sordariomycetes, Hypocreales, Bionectriaceae. The record is from the annotation of a GenBank genome assembly.